Helicoverpa zea (corn earworm) is the source of this 2220-nucleotide messenger RNA. Its product is annotated as translation initiation factor IF-2-like. The record is from RefSeq and is a predicted model, not a curated record. The coding region runs from base 1524 to 2045 and encodes 173 amino acids. The transcript has 6 exons. NCBI's taxonomy places the organism in Eukaryota, Metazoa, Arthropoda, Insecta, Lepidoptera, Noctuidae.
CUUUUAAUUGUCCGUCAUAAACGAAAUAUCUUUUGUCAUUUUUUGUUUUUUUUUGGUGCACGUGACCCUCCCUACCUCUUUUUAUUUGGAUGUUUGGUGCUAAAACCGCAUUAGAAUAUCAUAAUACACGAAGCAAAAUACCCCAAUAAAUAAUUUUGUCUAGCUAGUUUGUUCUAAUGAAACCACUGUUCGCAUGCAAGCAAAAAAAACCGGUGAAGUACGUCGAAUGGGAUCACUUACGAUUUUGGAACUUUAGAUUAGAUUCCUUGAGAAUUUUGUUUUCUGCUUGUAGCCCACUGUUCUCUCUUAUGAUUUGAUUGAAUUCAAUCAACCUCAAACUGAUUAAAGUUUCACUAGGGCCCCGAUUCUCCUAAUUUUACUUAAGCGUCAUACGAUUCACGUUCGACUGCGAUCCAAUCCCGACUCGAUUACGAUUUAAACUUUUGGGGAAUUACGCAAAUACUUUAAAAAUGACUAAGAUAAAGAUAAAGAUAGAUUUAUUUGCAAAAACAUGUGUAGAACCGCAAUCAAAAUUGAAACGCAAUCGAGUCGUAAUUGAAUUGCAAUCGAGCCGUAAUUGAUUGGUUGUAGGUGUUGCCAUUCAAAUUCUAGCAAGAGAGUUUUAAUGUUUGAAUGAACUAUGAGUUGGUUUUUAUUAAAAGUUUUAUAAAAGAAGUUUUCUGUGACCGAAUAAUAAAUCAUACCUUUAGCCUUGUCUAUAAAACAAUUAAAAUAAGAGCAAUUAGAAUAUUAAGAUAUAUUUUAAAUACGAUGGCUGUAUAACUCUACUGUCUAUGACGUGGUUUUAAUAUUUGAAAAAAAAGUCUGUUACUUCUCGUUUGCCGCUCGUUUGUUAUUGUGUACUAAGUUUCCAAGUUUGUUAUUGUCAGUGAGUCGUCUUAGGAUAGUUUAUUUCGAAUUGGUAAGUACGCGCCACAUUGUAUUUUCACAUCUAAUAUCUAAUCUUCUAAUCUAAACUUGUUAGUGCACUGAUCAGCGGGGGUCUCUUGACCCUCAGGAAGAGAAGGCCGCUGUUAUAUAAAAUCUUAUUUACAGUAUAAUGUACUGCACUCUACGCCGCUUUCUUUUAGAUCUAUACAGAAAAAUGAGCGUCCAGCAGCUAGAAGCCCUCAUGGACUAUUUAGAGGGCCAACAAGAGCUUGCCCUCGGACGGUGCACACGCUCCAAAGAGGGGCGUAGUCUGGCGAAAAGGUUGUGGCAGGAGUGCGCCACUAUAUUAAAUAAUGUAUCUGUAGACUGCGCCCAGAAAACAGGAGAGCAAUGGCGGAUGGUGAGUUGUUAUGUAUUAAAACGAUGGCAGAGAUGAUAGUUCAUGCAUACCUAUUAAUUAAAUGUAUUACAACAACUUAUGACUUGUUUUCAGUUCUACAACGAUUACAAGUACCGACUGCUAAAAAAAAAUAAAAAAGAAAAAAUUGAAACGAGCGCUACAGGUGGAGGGUUUGCCGAAAUAAGUGGCUUGUCUCCAAUUCAGGAGAGGCUAUAUUCAAUUUUGGGCCGAGAUGUGGGUGAACCCAUACCAGGAGUUCGGCACAACCCCUUUAUUAACUGAUGAAGUACCGGUGCUCAUUCUGGGAUUCAUUGAAAUGGAGGUUGAGCGGUUGAAUUCGGGGGCCUCUUAUAAUACAAUCGAUAUAUUCGAUGAAUAUGUUGAUGAGGUCCCCAUUGAGACAGAGACUGCAAGCUCUAUGCCUCUAUCGAUAGAACCUGCAAGCUCUAUGCCUGUACCGCCAGAGCCUGCAAGCUCUGUGCCUGUACCAACAGAGCCUGCAAGCUCUCAGGCUACGCAGCAGCCAGAACAAGCUGCUCCGCGGCGACGUCGUCGUCGGCGGCGUCAAGAAGUGGAUGCUGAACCAGAAGAGCAAUCAACACUUCGCACUGCCACCGAUAUGCUGCAAAACAUUGAGGUGGCCAGUUCGAAUGCUACGAAUAGGCUUGCUGCAGCCAUAGAAAGCCUUGCGGCAAGGCUUAGUGAGCCUAUUCGCAUAGAGCUAGAGCAGCCAGCAUCCACAACGGGUACAUAGAAGGAAUAGAAGGAUUAUUAUUGAUUCAGAUAGUGAUUGAAUAUUAUUAAUGUAAAUAUUGUUGAUUAUUGUUAUGAUUGAUCUCUUGAUUUUUUAUAUAUCAUUUUUAUUGCCUUUAGUUAUUAGUAAAAUAAAUCAUAUGAAUGUAACUUUGAUCUCAUUAGAUUUUUUUUAA